Symbiodinium sp. CCMP2592 is the source of this 7062-nucleotide messenger RNA. The record is from the annotation of a GenBank genome assembly. Lineage: Eukaryota; Dinophyceae; Suessiales; Symbiodiniaceae.
AUGAAUCAAGCAGAGGAUGACACCGAGUUCAUGCCAUCCCAACGACGGAGGGGCAGGAACGAGCUUCAAGACUCCGGCUUUAUGUCAGACAAGUCCUCUUAUCGAGGCGCAUCCACUGCUGCCUCGCAUCCGGCCGAGAUGUCUUCAGGACUGAACCUGUCCUUCGGUUUCACGCCCAUGCAAUUUGAGAAAAUUGACCUGAGAGGCAACCACAAGCCGGGACCAGGUGAGCACGCAAUUGAAUCCCUUGUUCUUUCGGUCGAUAACAUUACCCAUCUUGACUUGCGGGGCAACCGGCUAAACGCCGCGUUUGGCUGGAAACUCAUCAAGGCAAUGAAGAAGAAGUACCUGAAUCUCGAAUUCUGCAACGGCAUUCCGCUGCGGGCACUGCGAAUGAACUCCAUACAGGUCUUGGACCUGUCGCCACGUGCAAGCCAUGUCGGAAUGCCAUGGACAGAAGACUCAAAGGAGGCUGCUGUGGAGUUUGCCAACAGAGGAAUGUAUGGCAUCGAAGUUGUUGGCGCCAUAUUCUUGGCGCAUUUCUUGCGCCUCAAUACUUCGCUGAUAAGCUUCAACUUCAGGUUAAACCAUGUGGAAAAGGACGGCGCUAAGGCUCUCGCGCAGAGCUUGCUUGGCAACGCGCAAACACUGCUACAGACGGUGAAUACGAUGGGGCCGACGAAGAUGAAGCCGGGGAUCAACUUCUCCCACUUCAAAACCGGCCAACUGACGACGGUGGAUCUGUCGAAGCGAGGCAUGGACGAUGAUGACUUCGUCUUCCUGGAGGAAUGGCUGCGCCGCUACGACUGUGUUACCGAUCUGAACAUUUCCUGGAAUUUCAUGUCUCGUGAUGGCAUUCGAAAGCUGACGCGGCACAUCAAGGAAACGAAAGUGUUGACCAAGCUCAACUGUGUGGGCCUUCCUGUCACACAAGAGGGAUCUGCUCUGCUAGCACGUGCAGUCAUUGAAAAUCACACGCUGGUCCAAGUGGCGCUCCCGCUUGGACAUUGCCACGACACUCCGGAGCGUCAGCAGAUGUUGCAACAGCUCGGGGUUGGCCUGGCGAGCCAUCCUUCUCUGCUGAGCUUCGCGUGUACCCGCACCCCCAAUUUGGAAUAUGCACCUCUUCGUGAUGCCAAAGAGAACAAGGUCCGGGCCUUCCCUCCAGAGCGCAGCAGUGGAUGGCCACGAGCACAGAUGGCCGUGUACAUGUGGCUGCUGUCCGCCAGCAAGGCAGAGGUGGACAGGUUUACUUUGGGCCCAGGGGCAAAGCCAAAGGUGGAAUACCCGAAAGAAGCUUGCCAAGGUGCAAAUCCUGAUCUGAUUCCGGCAAGCCUUGGCAUGCUCCACAGCGCUGGUCACAUGCUGCGGCAGGUCUCCAUUGCACUACCUCUUGGGUAUGGCCUGCGGUCGAUGGAGCUCCUUCGGGUGUUAACUGUUUGCACGUCCUUGGCCAACUUGAAAGUCCUGGGUUUCGCUUCAGCUGUCCUAAAGGACACCCAGUUGCCGCCCGAGUGGACUUCGAUUGGCAGCGCGCCUCGGUGGUUGUUUGAGGACAGACUGCAGCGAAGGAGGAUCCAUUGGCAAGCGCUUCAUGGUCUACUGUCGGCUCUCCCCCACCUGGAGCAGUUCAAUGACCUGGCGCUGGGUGGACCAAACAUGAGAGAGUCGCCUGAACUGACCUGCCUACUCUUGAUGCAAUGCUUGGAAGGUGUGGCCACCGAGCUGACGGAUGGUGGUGGAAGUGGAGAGGCUUUGCUGAAGGCAAGCCUUCAAGCUGAAGCCGACGUCGAUGCUUUCUGUGAUGUCCUUCGGAUUCUGAGUCGGACUCCCCUUCUCAUCGAUCUGAACUUUUCGGACAAGCAUGCAGAGACAGUUAAAGCUCAACAGGCUCGCUUGGGGCCACAUCUCUCUUCGCAUGCUGAAGGAGUGCCGCGCUUCGUGCAUGCCAUCUCUCUGAGGAACAAUGUCGUCAGCGAAGCGCUGCUGCAGGGGCUGGACUGCAGUGCUGCACUUCGAGAGUUCGGCUUCGAGAACAUCUCGGCCGUUCUUCCCUCUCUUUUUGCUGCAAUGUGUGGUCGUGAGAAGCCUUUGCCAGUGGAGCGCAUCCGAGUGGAACCGAAGUGGAUCACAUCGAGGUUCGCACGCAAGCGCUUCAAAAAGCGCCAGCACAGUUGGCUCGACGGCAUACAGGCAGCACUGAUCCGCAGCGACAGGUUCGUGGAACUCGUCAGCGCUGGAACGGCAAUUUCACGCGCUGAGAUUGAAGGCAUGUCUCCGAAGGACUUUGUUGAUGCUUUGACGGGCGUGGCGCUGGAAGAGCCAUUCCCAGUUGAGGUUGAGAGACUGCACCCUCCGCAAAUCCAAGUCUUGUGCUUUCCGAGCCGGAGAGCGUACAGAGAUCCGCCAGAAGACCCGAGCCAGAACCUCUACUUGCCGCUGCCCAUGGAUGAUGAGGCUCGGGGCGAGCUGCAACUCCAGAAGGUCUCGUUGCUGAUGUGCGGCCUGAGAAGCAAGAUGCUGCAGGCCAGACCGGAUGAGUGGCCAGAGAGCUCGAAGCCACUCUGGCUCGGGCAGGGCAGCCACCUGCGCUUCGUCCGGCCAGGGGAUGAGCUUGAUGCUCCACGCUACGCCGAGGAGGAUGGUGACGAGGACAUGUCUGCUCCAACGCGCUUCCACUGGCGCCCGGACCUGCGUUUAGGCAGCAGCCGGGCCUGCGGUAGAAUCGCCGAGGAACUGGACCCGAGAGAGCCCACCUUCGCGGAGAACUUGCUGCACGAGUCUCUUCGUAGUCUCCUUCAUGAAGAUAGCCCCGUACAAGAUCUGGACCUUCGAGGCAAUGGCUUGACCCGCGAAGACGCGAACUUGCUGCUGGACCUCGUGUGCAACCACAGAAGUCUUGUUCGCCUGAACCAGCUGCCGGUCAUGGAGGAUGAAGCAGCCACAUGCAAGGUGUUACAUAUUGAUGGUAUUGGCAUCGUCGAGCACGCGAAGCGGCAGGCUGGAGACGAGGAUCCCUACGGCGAGGAUGAAGAGGAUCCUGCCGAUGAGGCGUAUGCAAAGGAGGUGUUCGAGACGAGUUUCGCUCGAAUGGAUGAUGGCCCAGCAGUCACACGACAUCACAUGCAAGGGUUCAUGGACAAUCAGCGUGACCAGUCUCGUACUGGCAUCAUGCGAAUGGGAGUCCAUGUAAGCUCGGUGGUGGUGCUGGUGCAGCUCGCCUUCGUCCGGGCAGCGCAAGCCGCGGAGGGAACGCUCGCGUGGGAUGGCUUGCGAGAUGGCUUGAAAGCAUGGCAAUCAUUUGGAUUUGAUUCGAGCUUCACUUUCGAGGUUGCAAACGGCAGUCAUGUUCUGUUUAGAUAUCCGAGUGGAGAUGUCGGAGAUCUGCAGCCGCUUCAGCCUUCAGAGACGGCUGAGAAGUAUGGCAUCGACAUCCGUAUCCAUGGCGAAAGAAGUGAACUCUUGCGCAAAGUCUCUGUUCCCGCAGUUCUGGCCAUUCUUGCUGGGAAGGACCCUGCGAAAGCUGCGGGACCGGGCAGCGUGAGCCGCUCUGAGCUGCUCUCGCGAGGAGGAGGAUUGACGCUGCCAGCUCUCGUCUCUUUGGUCAAGGGCCAUGCUUCGGCAACAGGCGGAUGGCAGCUACUGCAGGAUGGCCUAGAUGCAUGGGCAUCGCUGGGCUGGGACAAGGACUUCUCCUUCAAUGUUGGCUCUGCGCAGGGGCCGCUCUACACCUACACCAAAGGUACCACAGGCAUGAACAAACGCUUGAGGGGGGCCAGUCUCUCCAAGUGGCCAGCCGCAUUGGCGAUUGCUGGCCUCGUAGCUGACGGUACACUCUCUUUUGACGACAAGGCCAACAAAUACUUGUCUUGGUGGUCAACAGAUUCUGAAGAUCCUAGAAGCAGAAUAACCUUGCGGGACCUCAUGACCUUCCAGUCUGGUUAUACGAAAGAUCCCAAGCUCCUGUGCAGUUUCAAUCCGUGGGCCGACUUUCUCUCGUGCGCAAGGCGUUUAUAUGAGAGUGCUAAGUUGACAAGCCCACCAGGAGAAACCUGGGCCUAUAUCUCGAUCCACCUUCAGCUGGCAGCAGCAAUGGCGGUCGCAGCUUCUGGUCUAAGACCUGACAAGCUCUUCCAGAAAUACCUCUACGACCCCUUAGGCAUGAAUGGGACCACCUGGACACCUGCGCGGAAUCCGCUAUUUGCGUUUGGCAUCACAACCACGGGUUCAGAUUUUGAGAAGAUGCUGCAGAAGCUGCUUUCGUACGAGUUUCUUGGAAUGGAGGUUCUGUCAGAAAUGGAGAAGGACUGGUCUGCGCCACCUGUCGUUCCAUGCGGCGACGGUUGGUUUGGUCACUACGGCAUGGGUCAUUGGUUUGACUGCAUGGGCUAUGGGUCUGGUCAUGAUGAAGGAUCUUCAGCAGCACUCUCGGCACUCUGCGUGAAGGAAUCAAUUCAAGCCGGACCUGGAGCUUAUGGCUACUUCCCACUGAUUGACCGGCAGCGCGGCUUCUAUAUGCAGAUCGUGCUUGCAGAGGACUCCCGAUGCCGCAGCGAGAUCCCAGAGUACUUGCGCAUAAUUGCAAAGCCUGUUGUCGAUGCGCUGGUGCUACACGAGCCAAUUUCAAACGAGCGACUUCUACAAAGCAAUGGUGGUCUACUGUUACGGGAGCUUGCCGACAUUCGAAAGUCAUUGCCGCCUCACUGCUGGCCACUUCCUGUAGGUGAUGGCUACUUGUUUCUGCAGCUGGUCACUCCCAACUCCUUCCCAGAGUUACGCGAGGUCACUCUUCGCAGGCUGGAAAUCCCGCAAGAUUCCACACUGGCACACUUAACAGAUGCUCUUCUGAAUCUGCGGUCCGUUGAAGUCCUGCGGAUAUCUGACCUAAGAUUGUCGAGUCGGGGUGCGAGCUUGCUGUUGCAGGCGGUUGCAGAGCUGGCGCCGCGCCUCGUGAGCUUAAAUGGUCUCCCGCUGUCCAGAUUGGUUCAGCUGAAGGAUCAUCCUGAAGGUGGCGCUCCACUUGAGCUCUCCGACAGCAUCGAAUGGAACGACUUCACGCUUGGGGUCAUGGCACGCUUGGGCUUGUGGUCGGUUGUUGCCUUCGGCACAGGAGGUGCCGGCCCAUCUGAUUUGAAAUUGGAAGGCCACAGUCUCACAGAUGUGGGUCUGAGGGGCCUUUGUGCCAUGCUGAGACACUUUGCUGGCCAGGGUGCAUCGCGGAGCGGUGGCUUAGUCAACCUCACCAAAAUCGAUCUGUCAGGCAACUUGCAGAUCACGGAUGCUACCGUGGCUGACUUGUGUCACACGCUCAAGACACCGUACCUGAGUGGUGCACUUCGCGGCGGCCUAUGCGAGCUAAACCUUCGAGGCUGCUUGCGAUUGAAGACUCGGUCAUCCUAUGAGCUCCUCAAUUUCAUGCAGCACAGUCGUGAGGCUGGUGCGACUGGAAGCAGCCUGCGCAUGGUCAACGGUGUCGACAUGGAAGCGCUUCAGGCGAUACCUCGCAGCACCGGCACUGGUGGUGGCAGUAGCCGGCAAACCGCCCCACCGAUGUUGCUUCGCAACUUUCUUGAUGCCAGCUCGCAAACCUCCGGUGGCAAGGUCACCUCUUUGGCUUCAAUGUCCGAGUGUGACAUACACUUCUUUGCAGGAGUCAUGCAUCACUUCCAGACCAUUCCAUAUUGCCAUGUGCACAUUGUCGUGUCUCCGUAUCUCCUCAGCGCAACAUCCGGUUCUUCAGAGUUCUGGGGGAGGCCGGCUCACCAGGCUGGUGCACCCUGCAGCAAUGACAGUCCAUUUCCGCCACCUGUCGAGGGCGGUAAGGUGGCUGCGGUAGCGGCACGACUGCAGGCACACAUCGACUCUACAUGCAGGCUCUUUGAAGCAUGUCCGAUCCUGGCAGAGCUCCGUGUGUCGAUGGUUCCUUCAGUUCCGGGAUGCGAGGACCUACUCGCUUCAGCAGGUCAUGACGUGCUCAUUACGCCUGCUGGAAACCCCACCGGAAGUGGGCAAUCUGCAAUGGACAGCUUCGGCUUCAUGAAGCAGCGCCUGCAGGACAAAGCUGCGAGACGACGAAAAGCCAAGCAAAACCAAGGCACAGGCGGCACAGGCCCACCCAAAGCGCUCUAUGUGAAUAACAUCAAUCGGCAGCGCUUGCACUGCUGCUACCGGACUCUCUACGGCAAAGAUGAUGCGGAGCUGACUCACCACGAUGUGAUGCCACCGGAUCAGCUUGCUGCGAUAAGUCUUCCGGGUGAGGUGGACGUGUCAGGUUUCUUUGCAGUUGCGACGUCCGUGGACCUUCAGCAUCUGGACCUAGGACCGGCUCACAUCACCAAACUCCCUGAGCUGACAGAGUUACCUGCUCUGACUCAUGUAAACCUCAAUCACAAUCAUUUGGGGGAUGCCGGGACCGAGCUUCUGUUCAGAGCGCUCGUGGACACCGGCAGCAGCGUAGAGCAUGUGGCUCUUGUUUCCAACGACAUCGGUGACGAAGGUGCUUCGAUCAUUGCUGCCAGCCUUGGCAAUCUUCCCAGACUCACCAGCAUCGAGCUGUGUGACAACUUUAUACAGGAGCGUGGGAGCAUAGCCAUCGCGGAGGCUAUCGGAGGCGUUGCUCCUCCGGAGGAAGGUGAUGACAUCGAGGCCGUGUCAAACGUGCCGCUGCCGGUUCUUUCCGUGGAUCUGCGAGGGAAUAGGAGCCGCGAACUCGGAGCGCGGCGCUGGGCGGAGGUGGUCUGCAACCAUCCCGACCUGAAGUUCCUCAAUCUGGCACAGAAUGAAUUGGGUUUGCUGACAAAAGAGAUCUUUCUUGAUCUAGUCUGUGCGGCUGUGACGUCUGCCUCGCUGAGCGUUCUGGAUCUUCAGGAUAACUUUCCUGCUGCCGGGCUUGGCAGCUCCGAAAUGGGCCCACCACCCCCUGAGGUGAGCGAGGACCCGUUGCAACUGUCAGGCCAUAAUGUGCUGGUAGUACUUUCCUUCAUCCUGGAGCAGAGCAGAGCGCCUAGCAACAUUCCAGGAAGCAAUGUUAGCACGUUUUGGACAUUCCUGGCCCAUCGGUGA